Messenger RNA from Penicillium argentinense, 810 nucleotides. RefSeq lists its product as uncharacterized. The record is from RefSeq and is a predicted model, not a curated record. NCBI's taxonomy places the organism in Eukaryota, Fungi, Ascomycota, Eurotiomycetes, Eurotiales, Aspergillaceae. The transcript has 2 exons. The coding region runs from base 1 to 810 and encodes 269 amino acids.
AUGUUGGAUGAAUUAGCGUCUUGUAUAAAUUUACCUGAAGGCGUUGCAGACGAUCAUGAGUCUCUAGAAGAGAUUAUUGGACUUUGCGGCUCGUUCCUAACCCUCAGAGGACGCACAAUCUCUCUAGUUCAUCAGUCAGCCAAGGACUUUCUACUUCGAGAAGCAGUCCAAGAAAUUUUCCCCGACGGAGAAGACAUAGUGCACUAUUUCAUAUUUUCAAAGUCCCUGGGAGCCAUUUCUAGGAUGCUACGACGCGACAUCUACAGCCUACUGCACCCCGGAUAUCCAGUCAACCAGGUCAACCAGCCAGAUCCAGACCCGCUAGCCUCAAUACGGUAUGCGUGUGUCUACUGGGUUGAUCAACUAUGCAGGUGCUCUACAACUAAAAAUGCGACCAAAGACCUCCAGGAUAGUGGCCCAGUUGGCAUUUUCUUUCGCAAUGAUUACCUUCAUUGGCUCGAGGCUCUUAGCCUAAUAAGAAGCUUGUCAGAGGGUGUAGCUUCAAUACAAAGACUUCGGAGUUUACUAGAGACCCUCAAUAUUAGAAAAGCCACCUCUGUGAAAUCAUUCGACAAUACCAACUCAUAUCUUGAAACUGAUAACGGUACCAUUGGUUUAUCUUUAGUUUCGGAUCUAGGGCUGACCAAUGCCGACCCCCAAGUGCCGCGAUUUGAAGGUUAUAGUGUAAGUUCUGAUCGUGAGUGGAUCACUUGGAACUCGGAGAAUCUGCUGUGGUUGCCACCAGAAUACCGCCCGCAUACUUCUGCCUCAUCACUAUCUACAAUUUGUCUUGGCUGUCCUUCGGGAUGA